Messenger RNA from Penaeus vannamei (Pacific white shrimp), 4429 nucleotides. It is a transcript of the gene CROT, whose product is annotated as Carnitine O-octanoyltransferase. The record is from RefSeq and is a predicted model, not a curated record. NCBI's taxonomy places the organism in Eukaryota, Metazoa, Arthropoda, Malacostraca, Decapoda, Penaeidae. Gene Ontology annotation, molecular function: carnitine O-octanoyltransferase activity. Gene Ontology annotation, cellular component: peroxisome.
AUACACGCGAGGUUUAAAUAGAGUACAUAAGCGGACUGAGACGGAGUGUAUUUAUUGUUGUUAGUGUUAGUUAGUGUUUCUUCAGGAUAUUCGAGUAGUUUCACAUUAAAGGAAGGGAAGUCUCGUACUGUGCCGUCUUUAAUCCAUGAGAGAGAAUAAAGGCUGUGUUCAGUAUCCGUGGGAAGAUGAGUGCUAGCACAGGCGUUGCUUGGAAGAAAAAGCCACGACAUGAAGUUAUCUAUACAAGUGGAAAUGAGAAGACAUUCAGCUUUGAUGAUCUUCCACCUUUACCAGUCCCCCCCCUAUGUGACACACUUGACAGAUACCUCAUGUGGGUACGACCACAUGUUAGUAACGAAGAGUAUGAAAACACCGAAGAAAUAGUAAAGAAGUUUGCUAAUGGUGUCGGCAAAGACCUCCAUGAGAAGUUAGUGGCUGUUGCGGCAAGUAAGAAAAACUGGCUUGAGGACUGGUGGUUGCACUAUGCCUACCUGACAGUACGAGACCCAAUCCUGCCCACCAUGAACACCACUGGACCCAUGCCUCUAAACUUAACUUUGUGGCAGCCAUCGUUCGAAGAGGUUUUUAGAUAUGCAGCAUUGUAUAUCUGGGCAAUGCUUGAUUUCUUCGUACUUCUAAGAGAAGAACGCUUGAUGCCUCAGAAAGCAAAAGAUGGAACAAGAUUUAGUAUGGAACAGUUUAGGAGACUGUUCAAUUGUUCAAGAAUACCUGGCCAAGGAGCAGAUAGUUUGUAUACCAGAUGGAAGACAAAGGAUGAAGGCGAAUGCCCAGAUCAUCUGAUUGUUCUUUGUCAUGGACACAUCUGGACCGUGAAUCCUUGGGAUUCUGAAGGGAAGGCCAUGAAUCCCCCAGAGCUAGAGCAACAAUUCAGGCACAUCCGUGAAAGGAGCGAUGCCAUGGGUCCUGGGGCUGGUCUUCCUGUCCUCACCUGUGACACUAGAGAAAACUGGGCAAAAAAUCGGGAUUGGCUGAAAUCCCUAAGUCUCAACAACUCCCAGAAUUUAGACCAUAUAGAAUCUGCAUUGUUUGUGUUUGUGAUGGAUGACACUUCUCCAGCAAACUUUGAGGAGUUAUGCUGGGAGGCACUGUGCGGAGACACAACAAAUCGCUGGGCAGACAAGAGUCUGACGGCCAUCAUGACAAGAAAUGGCUUUGGUGCUACAAACAAUGAUCACACGCCUUAUGAUGCUAUGGUAACAGUGGUCAUGGCCCAUUACCAGCACUUGUUGUUGGAAGACAUGGGGGGAACCUGGAGAGGCAACCCUACUGUGCGAGAAUUCCCUAUGCCGUCCCUUGUGAACUUUGACCUUGACAGCAAAAUCAUGGCUGCCAUCCCUGCUGCUAAGGAAACCAGUUUGGCCUUGACCAAGAACAUAGAUGUGAGAUAUUAUACAUUUUCUACGUAUGGAAAGGACUUCAUCAAAAAUAACAAACUCCAUCCAGAUGCCUUUGUACAGAUGAGCAUGCAGUUGGCUUAUUUUCGUCUCCAUGGAAAACCAGCACCAACCUAUGAAACUGCAACUACUAGACAGUUUUAUAAUGGAAGAACAGAAACCAUGCGGUCAUGCACAGUGGAGGCUGUGGAAUUUGCCCGCUCCAUGCUUAAUCCUAAAGCUUCGACAAGUGAAAAACGCACCAAGCUCUUCAGUGCCGUGAAGAUGCACAAUGAAUUGAUGAAUCAUUGCCAGAAAAAUGAAGGCAUUGAUCGUCAUCUCUUUGGUCUUUACAUCAUUGCCCUGGAAGCUGGAAUGGACACGCCUGAGAUCUUCUUAGAUCCGGCUUAUGUGAAGAGUGGUGGUGGAGGCAACUUUGUACUGUCUUCGAGUACAACUGGUUAUACUCCACUUGUAGGAGGAGUAGCAGCCAUGGUCCAGGAUGGCUAUGGUUGCUUCUAUAACAUGCUCCCUGACAAGCUAAACUUCUUCGUAAGCACAUACCUCACAUCAAAAGAAACAAGAGGUGAAGAUUUCUGUAGAGCUCUUUCGACAUCUCUCCAAGACAUGCAUGAUGUGUUGACAGCUCCUACUGCAAGCCUCUAGAAGCCUCAUUUAUAUAUUUGUAUAGGUUAACACAUUAACACUUUGUUAAAAAUUUGGCUUGUGGCCAUUAAAAUGGGGUUGUUUGCACGGAUCGACAGUUUCCUCUGUUUGUGCCCAGCUAGUUCAGUAGCUUGCAUCCAACAUUAGGCACCUAAAUGCUUAUAUUUUGAUAUCAUUAGAAAAAAGAAAAAAGGAAUUAAAGGUUUACCUUAACUGUAUGUGCUAUUGCCUAAAUUUUUUUUCAUAGAAAUGAUGCUACUACUGUCAGAGAAAAAUGAGCUCUUUCCGAUGAACCAAUGGUGCAGGAAUGGUCAUGAUGGGAUGCCACUGUUACUUGGUCCACAACAGCCAUAGUAUGUACAUACAUGCCACCUGGCAGCAUGGGAUUUCUUGUGUAAACUUUUAAAUUAUUACUUUUUAAAUUUGAUCAUCAUAAGAAUUAUGAAAAAAAGACUGGAAUUGUUUAAUAUUUAAAUAAUUAAUUUAAAUUCUAAUUAAAUUCUAAUUUAAAUUAAAAAAAAAUCUUAACAUUUGUGCUGUACUGUGUCAGAUUUUAGAGAUAACAUUAAAAUAUACAUGUUAAUUCAAUUUCGGUAAUAGAGAAUACCUCAAAGUUUAUAUCAUUAGAGGUUUAUGUUGAUAGGGUUACAAUAGCAUAUUUUGGAAAUUACUUCCAAGUAAUUGUUAUUCAAAUCUCGGAACAUAUCUCAGGCAACAGUCAAUGAAAUGUUAUGUGCAUAUUGUAGUGAUCAUUGGUAAUUUGGUGCUAAUUACACCUGUGUACUAACAUAUCACCAAAUAUUAUCUUUCAUUUUUAUUUCUGUAAUUUGAUAGCAAUCAUUCAUACAAGAAGAUUGAUAAAGACUGCUUAUGUUACUGUUUGUUAUUACUGUUCACUUACAUGUUUAUAUAUUAUACAAAAUAUUUUAUUUAGUUUGUUGUGUAAAAUAAGGUUAGUGUAAUGUUUGGAUGCAUAAUGAUGUAUUUUCCUUAUAAAGUCCUUAUCUUAUAUUUGGACCUUCAUAGGAAUUUUGAUAGUGAAAUGCAUACACUAAUAAUUUUAUUGUAACCAGAGCUGCAGAGCAAGUUAGGGGAAUAAGAAGAGAUUGUUUGAUUAAUGAUAAAUACAGCAAAUAAUUGUAAGAUGUAGCUGAGUUUGUAACUGGGCAAUUUCUCUGUAUUUUUUUGCUUUUACUACUAACAUUUUUCUUUAGUAUUACUUGAUAUUAGAGUAAUAGUACUUUUUAAUUAAUACUCCAAUAAGCCUUAAAAGUGGUGAUUUGUAAUUUCUUUACAUGUUUGCAUAUUAAGCAAAGGGAAGAAAUGCCCGCACUGAAUUCAAAUUAUUUUCAAGGGAGAGUAAAUGCUGUAUUUCUAAAGCCUUGUUUAUCUACGCUUACUAAUAGAGGUAGUUUGCAUUUAUUUAGUUAAGUUAAAAUGUAAUAUUAAUUUUAGCAGUGGGAUUUUUAGAAAUGUUAUCACCUGUUAUUUUUACAUGAUUUUUAGUAUCAUAAACUCUAAUUGAUUUGAAAACUUGCUUGACACAAUACAGCAUGUAGGACUAUGUCUGUUACAAAUGUAGAAAAAAACAUUAAGAGAUUCAAUAACUUCACAAAGAAAGAGACGUAAACACUUCUUCCAGUGUUGGAAAGUUCUUUGUUAUCACCUGUAUUUCUACAUAUGUAGUACUAGGGCAAUAAUGCAGCCUAAAGCACUUUUUACACAUUGAACAGCAUGCCUUAUACAUCCAGACAUGUAUAACAUCAUAUAGUCUAGAUAUGGUAUUAGUGUGUUAUGAAAUUUUGUAUAAAUGGCAACUAUGUUUUAAAAUAAAUUUUAUUACAAUUUGCAAACACUUACAAGCAAUCUAUCUUACCAGAUAGAUUAAUAAUGCUUUUGCAUAGUAAAGGUACGUUUUAUGGUCUUUAUAUGAUUUUCCAAAAAUUUGUGUAAUUAUUUAUUACUUUUGUUGUAUCAUAUUUCUGUAAAUUGUCUUAGGAAUAUAUGAUAUGAUUUGGAAUUGCAUGGUGUACUCCAUGUAAGGAUAAAAAAUAUACGUAUCAAGUGGUUUUUGAAUGUAAAGGCCAAUACCAAAUCAGUACAUGUUUUAUUAAAGGUAUUGUCAGUAUCUUUUACAAGCUAUUAAAGGUUUACCCAUCAAUUAUAGGAAUGUUUACAUAUUUCUUAAUUGUAAUCUUGUAUAUUAAGAGAAAGGAUAGUUUUGCAGUAUUUUCACAAAAGCCUUGAUAGUUAGUAAACUGGUAUGUAUUGAACAAACUACCUGGAGUAGUCUUUAAUGAAAAAAUAAAUCAAUGCAGUAGACUAGUCACUAUUAUCUUUUGUUUGUUUGAAAUAUAUUUAGAAAAUUU